Messenger RNA from Babesia ovata, 11970 nucleotides. RefSeq lists its product as uncharacterized. The transcript is spliced from 5 exons. Bases 1 to 11970 code for a protein of 3989 amino acids. NCBI's taxonomy places the organism in Eukaryota, Apicomplexa, Aconoidasida, Piroplasmida, Babesiidae. The record is from RefSeq and is a predicted model, not a curated record.
AUGCGACAUGUUCCUCUGGAAGAUCAGAGAACCCUUCUCCCAGACGUUAUUAGCCCUCUGGUCCCUCUCCUUGCUCUACCUGCUGCACAUCACCGUCGUCCGCCUCGACGUCCUGAGGAUACGCUCACACCUGAGAUCACCCUCAAGCCACCGCAUCGCCGCGCAGUCCCUCCUCGCCGCCGCACGCGUCAGGGCACUCGCCAACGUCAAGUACUUCUCACCAUAAUCGUUAAGCAUGGGAAUGGUGGUGAUGGUAAAGGGCUUGAGGAGUUGGCCAAAGCGUUGAAAAAGUUGAUUGGUAAUGCCGUUAAAAGUGCAACUGAGAGUCUCGAAAAGAGGCGUAAGGAACUUGAAUGCGCUGAUAAAGGCUCUAGUAAUCUGUAUGACAAGCAUUGUAAUGACCUGAAGGAGAAAAUUAAGAAAGCUAAAGGUGAUGAAAAAUCCAAGUUACAAUCCCAGUAUAAUGGCCAUUACUCCGAAGUACAUGGCUCUGAGUCUAAAAGAAAGAGUGCUGAGAAGGAUCUUGCUGAGCGGCGCAUCUCUCUUGGUCAGCUUGCUGGACAGCUUUCGGGUUUUAUUGGCAGUGGACAGGAAGUUAAAGAUGCAAUUUUAUAUGGUUUGCAGAGUAAUGUAAAUGAGCUUAGUAAGCUUUUGGAAACAUCUUGCGGAGGGGAGGGGUGUUGUAAGAAUGUUGAGGCAAUUAAAAACCUUAAUGAUGUCAAUGAUAAACUUAAAAAACACCUUAAAGAUGAAACAAAAACCUCUAAAAAACUUGUUGACAUCCUUUCUGCGUGCAAUUUAAAUGUCCAUGAUGAUCCCUUCAAUAAGCUUCAAGAGCCAAUUAACCAAAAAAUUCAGGAGCUUAAUCAAAGAAUUGAAGAGCUUAAAAGGCUUAAUAAUGAUGAUAAUAAAAGUAAAAAUGCCUCUGAAAUUGACAAGCUUAAUAAGGAUCUUCAGUCUCAUAAUGCUUCCAAGAAGUCUCUUGAGACACUGAAAGGGCUUUGUGAAUAUGCUGAGAAAAUUGAUCAAAAAUCUGAUAACACUAAAAACCUUUUAAAUAACCUCUGUGGAGGUUUAGAAAAGUUUCUCGGCUACCAGGAUGGUAAUUACACCGGAGAAGGAAUUGUGUACUCCGACCUUGACAGGCUGUGUGACGGGGUGAUGGCGUUUUUGUAUUCCGUGCUUAAAGAUGUCCACGCUAAACAGCCUUACCAAGUAGGCAGGGACAUGUUAAAUAAUGAUGUUUUGAGGCAUCUUAGUAGUAAAUUAUGUUCAGGUCAUAAGGGUUUUCAGAGUGUCAUUGAGCAGGUGGCCACGGGUGUCGGGAGGUAUAAUAGGGAAGUGGAGAGUUCUAACAAAAAUGUUUCUGCUCCUAUAAUCAAGCUUCACAAGGAGAUGGAAGAGCUCAAAAAACAGGUGAGUGAUUCAAAAAACAUUCAUGGUUUGCAGGUGACGGAUGACUCUACAUAUCAAGAUGUCGAGGCGGCGAAGGCCCAAGUGGACAAGCACUUGAAGAAGUGUAAAUACUAUACACAACUAUUUUUAGCAGACAUGAAUAGCGCACGAAAUAAUAUACUAGACUUUAAUAAUGAUUGUAUGAUACACGUAAAGAACGCAUUAAAAGCUGUUAUACAUGAAAAUAAGAGGCUGAGUAAAUUGUCAGCCACGGAGCAAAGUAAUUUGGAAAGCAUGAUUAAAACGAUUGAAGACAGCAUGGAACAUCUGAUAACGCAUAUUAAUGGUGAGAUAAUGGAUAAAGUUACGUCAUUAGUGAAAGCGCUGAGGGAAAAGGUAGAGCAGAUUAAGAAGAUGUUGGUUAAACUUAAUCAACAGCUCUGGGAUUAUGUUAAGGACAUGGACAAGUGGGUUGCAAAAGCUAAAGCAGAUGUAGAAUCAGCGCAGAAAGAGAUUACUAAAAUUGAAAAUGCGGUACCUGGGACAAUAAAUCAGAAUGAUAUGAAAGACAUUGCCAAGAAAAUGGCAUCGUGGAAAAAGACGCUGGGGGAUUAUAUUAUUGGUGAGAAAGAAAGAUUUAGCAAGAACGUCAACGAAGCGAGAGAAAAUUUGGCGCAGUUGGAAAAUGUUUAUAAGAAAAAACUGUUGGAGAUUAAGAAUAAUGUGGAGAAUGCGGUCGGCGAUAAUACUAAGCCAAAUAAUGGCAGUGUUUUGGCAGCACUUAACAAGUUGGAUUAUUCUGUAAAGGCCGGACUGGAAUCUGUGAGGUGGGAUAUAAAGAAGAAGUUGGAUGAUUAUGUUACCGGCGAAUUAGGAAAUCAAGUGGAAAAGAAGCUUUUAGAAUUUACUAAUGGGAUUGCGAAUACGAAUGGGAAGGAUGGCAUGCUCGAUUCCAUGGUUACCGCCGUCCAAUCGUAUGUUGCAGGUUUCCAUAGCACAAUUCAAGUAGCGCUUCAGACUGCUGUCGGGAAUAUUAUCGAUUACAAUGACUUGGUCAACGGGUUUGUCACUCAGUACGUCAACGAUAACCAGAGGCAUCACCGGCAGCUGAGAGCUAAUAGAGUCAAAUGGGCCCUAAAACAAUAUUUUGAUGAUUACGUUAAGAAAAUAAUCAAGCAAGCUGCUGACUCUGUCAAUCUUACAUCUACCCCGCACCUUAGUGAACUUGUGGAUAAAUUAGGACGCUUUGGAGAAAAUUUCGAAACCUAUCUCACGCAGAAUGGGAUUGUUGGAAGAACAGUUGAAGGAGCACGUGAGGUUAUUGAGCCGUAUUUAUGGUUGACUCAACCCCUCACAUCCACUACUUAUAACAACACUAAUCUCACACUAGCCCUCAACACUGUCGUAACCGCUGUACACUCAGCUGCGAAAGCUGCGGCAACAGAGAUCGGUAAAUUCAUCAGAGCCUCUGAUAUUAUGAGUUUGACAAUGGCUGCAAAUAAGGUUAAGACGCUCGGCGAGAGUCUUGCGGGGGAGAUUAAAAAGGCUGAAGGCGCAGAUGAUCUGGGCAAGCAAAUUCAAGAGGCGCUAGGCAAACAGCUUAUGUUGAUUAUACCGAAUACGCUUCGUUUGGAAUUGCAACAAGAUGGUCUCAUGUCACUAUAUAAGAGGCAUACGGAAACGAGUGCUGCAUCAGAGCCGGGCACACUUAGGCAUACAAUUAAUAACAUUAAAACGCAUGUUAACGAUAUUACGGAGGGUAGAGACGGUAAAAUAACCGCAACCAAUUUAAACCGUGAAGCCCCCUACAACAAACUUUCAGCCGCUAUUACCGGUGUUGAAACCCUCUCCAACAAUCUAUCUGUAGAGCCAACCAUACACAAUCUCGGAACAUGGUCGGAUCUAAUUACCAACAGUCUCGACAAGCUCACCGAAGCCUUAUGGGUCGUGGGGAAAGAAGCGAAUUUCUAUUUGGAUAAUGUUAGAAAUGGAUACAUUACAAAUGAGCUGAGAGCUAUUAAAGAAAAUCUCCGCCAACUUCACGUAAAUUUCAACAAGGCCGUCCAAUCCGCUGAAGGUUUAAUUAGAUUGGAUGCGGACACUUUACGUGAUCAAGCUAUCACUGCUCUCACCAAUUACGUAUCCUCUAAAAUUACAGAAGCUCAAAACUCCCUCACCACCCGCGCCCGCCGCAACUACGUCACCUCCGUCAAGGCGCUACUCACGGCCUUCGCCGCGAAGGUCACGCAGGAGCUGGAGCCUUUGCCCGCGCAGAUCGAGGAGGACCUGCGCAUAGGGUUCAAGGGGUUCAUGAAGACGCUGGAGGAUGGGACGACUAGACCAGGAGUGGAUCACGGGAAUAUUAAAUUGCUCAAAGAUCUUGCAGGUCAGCUUUCCAAUGGGUAUACUCCACAAGCUUUCAAAGAUCUGUCGACGAAAUUCAAGGACUUUUAUGAUCCACUCAACGACUAUCUUGUCAAAGAAGUCAAGCGAGUUCACAGAGAAAAUAAUGAGAAAAAGCAUCCACACGGCACAGAGCCGCAACAUUACUCUGAUAAUAUUUCUAGAAUACAUGACGCACUUAAUGACUUACUUACUCACCUUAAUGCGAAUAAUAGGUAUGACCAUAAUAUUCAUGAUCUGCUUGAUAAGUUGCGUGAUGCCGUCACCGGGUUGAAACCGGAAGGCUUUGACAAGCCGAACAGUCCAGUACUGGAAGGCAUCAGAAAAGGGCUCGGCGCUUUUGUGGAGGAAUUAACAAAAGUGUACGUGUCGGCGUAUGAUAGCCAAGUAUUUACCGAAAACUUGGUGGAUGCUAAAUACGAACUUCACCCCGACAGAGACACUGAGACAGUGAUAACUCUAAGGGGCUAUGGUGAGAAAUGUUCGAAGGUCUUUUUGACAAUAUUGACCAGAUUACAUAGCGAGCUAACUGGGUACAAAAAGAUAUGUAACGAUAAAAAUGCUUCCAAGUUUAAAAAGAUCAACAUGAGCACUGGGAUUGGUAAAUUACUAAAGCGAUGUGGUUUCGGAGUCUGCUCGAAAGAAGAUUCCCAAGAUGAUGAAUUACAAAAUUCCAAAAAUAUGGUCGGCAUGCUUGCCACAGUCGGACUUAGUGGGCUCAUUAAAGACGAUAAGUCUGGAGCCUUGCAAAAACUUUGCGACUAUCUCCAUCUCUUCUGCCAAGUCGGCCAUCAUGCCACUUUCUCCGCCAAAAAGCAGCCGUGUAAUGUCUACGAAAUUCUGACAUGGCUCACAGGCCUCCCGCACAACCGUGUUUAUAAAUCACUUCCGCAGCACGUUAGAACGUACUUCCCUAAGCCCAAAGGCAGAGAGGAGGAAGCAUAUUCCAAGUUCAACGAUAACGAGCUCAUCCUCUCCGGGACCAGAACGUUCAACGUAGGCCAUAUUGUGGCGGCACUUAACCACGUUACAUCCAAAUCGCGCGACGUACUCUGCACAAUUAUCGGAGCAGGCGACGCUGAUACUAUUUACGGCUGUGAAUUCUCGAACAAUCAUCUGAAUCUAUCAUACCCCUCUGAUCCAUCCGGUUGUUUUGACAUGUUGUUAAAUUUGCUCCGCCGUUUGUUCCACGUCUUUAGCUUUUUACAUGCUAAGUGUAAAGUUGGCGCUAAUCAUCAUGGUUGGUCGGAUUGCCCCUACGGCAAGGACAUCCCUACAACCAAAUCGCACUGUAAUAUACAACCAACCGAUAAACCAAAUGACCAAUCAAAGUGCCAAACAAAUUGCCAGGCAAAGUGCGAAGCUAAGUGCCAACCAACGUCACCACUAAUGAGCUACCUUAACGACUGUCUUCCCGGCCAUCUACCUCAUGACCUAUCUUCCAUUGGCUGUCGGUCUGUAUGUUCCACGUGUCCAAAUGGCAAGAAAGGUAUGCCCUGUCUCACGCCACUCGGAUUCAGAGGUUUCUCUGGCAGGACACGGACGGGCAAAAAUCUGUGUGACAUUAUCGUUGACUUUUUGCGUAACGAUUACCUUUCAUCUCUGUUUUGCCUGUCCCCUAGGGCGCCAUAUACUCUACCCGAACACCUCGGAUUUACUUUGUCGCUUGUCAGUGGAUGGCACAUGUACCGUGGUAGUCGUUUCACAAAUGCUCUACAAGAGAGCUUGCAAACUGUAAUUACCGAUGUCUCCAUCGGUCUAUGUGAAAAACCAGGCGAUCUUACUGACGCACUUCGUAAGGCGUAUGGUAGUAGUCAGGAUAGUCAUGUGAAGCAUGAAGAGAAUUGUGUCGAUUUGUCAAGUCUUUCAAUGAGUAUCGCAUGUUCCGAUCAGCAUUGUGCUCCUUACGUAUUCUCAUUGUGUUCAUAUUCAUACGAUUGUCUUGCCUACAAACAUUCCAAUCCUUACUUAUCCUGGGCCAUCUACCUCCCAUGGACAUUUUGGGAUCUACUUAACAAUUUAUAUAACGCUUUCUGUGGAAUCACUUGUGCAGAUUGGGGAUGCCGUGGAUGUCUCAGAGGAGACACGUGUAGGAGUGGCAAGCAUGGUGUCGUUGAGGAUGAGAAGAAAGAUGCCACAUGUCAGUGUCCUUCCAUAGUAUCCUGCAAGGGCGUCGCACCGACGCUCUACCAGUAUGGAUUCAGCUUCGGCGAGGCGUCGACGUUGAAUGGUGGUAGCACAGCGAAGAAGUGUAAGGAUUUCUGUUACGCUGUUCAAGGAGUGCGACAAUUUCCUGUGCAUAAUCAGAUGGCCUUUUAUGUGUACUUUGUUAGCCCUCUGGUCACUCUCUUUGCUCUACCUGCUGCACAUCGCCGUCGUCCGCCUCGACGUCCUGAGGAUACGCUCCCACCUGCGUUCGCCCGCAAGCCACCGCAUCGCCGCACAGUCCCUCCUCGCAGCCGCACGCGUCAAGGCACUCGCCAACGUCAACUUUCUGGACAGCUUUCGGGAUUUAUUGGCAAAAGUGAGGAAGUUAAUAAAGCUAUUAGUGCUGCAAUUAUCUGUGUUAAAGAACAGAUUAAAAACUGUGAAGAGUGUCAAGAACGUAAGAAAAAUGACGCACAAAAUCUUAAGGAUCUACAAUCUUGUCACUGUCCCGAACAUGAGAAGCUUAAAGGGCUUGAAGAGAAACUUAGUGAAAUUAGCAAGCAUAAUAAUAAUCCACAUGAUAUCCUUAAUAACUUGUGUGAUGGCCUAGAAGCCUUCCUAGGCUUCAACCCAUCUUCCAAAGGCUACUCGGGCUCCGGCAUCGUGUACUCGGACCUUGACAGGCUCUGCGACGGGGUGAUGGCGUUUUUGCACGGGGUGCUCAGUGGAGUGAAGGAUGAUGAGAGUGUAAUGAAAUAUGAUGAUUACAUUAAUAAUGUGGAUGAUAGACUUCAAAAAUUACUCGAAGAUCUCCAAUCUUCAAUUGGCAAGGGACGCAGUGUCUUUGGUGACAAGAUUCAAGAGGUGGGGGAGAGGACUGGAGCAGUGAAGAACAAAUUAGGUGAGUUGUUACAUGACACAAUAGAAAAAUAUGCUACUAAUGUUGUUUCAGGCCAUCCGGACAAGAAUCUCCAAAAGCAAUUGGAGGAGUGGACUUCCGUCCUUGGCAGCAUCUCAGAUGCUGUGAAUAACAUAGAAACUAAGCACGUUAAUUUCUUAGAUAACUCACUUAAGACACAGAUAAUGCACAAAAUAGAGCCAGUUAAGGCAUCACUUAAGGUGUUGCUUGACUCCUCUAAGGAGAAGUGGUUUGGGGAGCAGGUGAAAGUGGUGGAUGGAGAGUUGGUGAAACAGAAGGAGGAGUUGAAGAACAAGAUUGAGGAAGAAAGUGAUAGGGUACAGAAAACAUUGGUUAUGAAGUUUGGAGAAAUAUUUAAGGAGGUGGAGAAUUUGAGAAAUAAAAGAAGUGAACACAUCCAGGCUCUCCGAGUGGCGGUGAAUGAUACAAAAAGGUUCAUGGAUAAUGGCUUUCAAAAGGAUUACAAAAUUAAGAUCAUGGAAAUGUUUGAUAAUAUACGAGGCCAGGUUGCAAUAGUUCACUCGAGUUUGUAUUCCAGUAAAGCGCAACUUGAAGGACUGAUCAGCGCGAUGCAGACGACUCUGUCGCAGCUGUCUGAUGGUUUCGAGAAGAAUGUGAAAGAGGGUGUAGUGAAGGAUUUGUCGGCACUAAGAGAAACAAUUAGUGGCCUUGAAAAGAAAGUUAAUGGCCAGCACGAUUACAGUAACCUUGUUGGUGGUCAGUUGAAAGCUCUUGAGAAGGCGAAAAAUGAUCUUGAUGCUGUUGCUGGCGAUAAGGACAAUAGUGAUAAUCACGAAGGGAAUAUUGAGAAGAAGUUUAACGAGCAGAUCAAAAAUAAUCUUAGUCAGUUGGUCGAUAAUGUUUAUAGUGAGAUUGGAAAGCUUCAUGGUUUUGUCAAAAAUGGAGCUGCGGGAAACGGAGACGACAAAAAGAAUCGGAAGAUUCAAAAUGUUAUGGAGACAGUUCUUGGAAAGGUAACGGAGAUUAAAGGGGAAGGAGGUAAAACAGGGCUGGACGGGAUUAAGUAUUAUAUUCAGGGGUAUGUGAGAGCGUUUACCAAUGAAGGUAAGCCCGGUUUCGAAAAAAUAGUACAGCAGUGGAUUGGUGACAUUUUGAAGACUGAGGCGAUAAAGGGCUAUAUUGCUUGGUGGGUCAAUUUCUAUGCGAAGCAGUUCAAGGGCACAACGCUAGAUGGUAUUUCGAAGCAAAAUUUUCUGAGUGGUACUUGGGAUACAAAAGUGCACGAGCCGAUUGUCGAAGCGAUUAAGAAAGCGCUUCACGGCGAAAUUAGCGAGGCCGGUGCGUUAGUUGCAAGUCAGAUGUCAAAGGCCACCGUCAGACCGAAUGAAGCUAUUAGAACUCAUAUUGAAGCCGUAAACGAAGGUUUGAAGUUGUUUGUCAGCAAGCUUGAUGGAAAGUUUAACGAGAAAGUGUCAAUUGCCAAAUCGAUUAAUUAUUCGGAUUUGAAAGCUUCGAAUACAGACCUCCCCUCGAAUGCUACAGAAGGCCUACAAGGUGUCGUUGAAGUCACACUCACAGCUCUUCAGUGCAAGGCGAGCCAGACUGCCAAAGUGCUUAACAACUUUGCCCUCAAGAACGGCACGUCCCCUACAAUCCGCAACAUCGGUGCAAACUUGGAUAAUGCAUUGCAGAAAGCUAAUGAAUUUAUCGAUAAGCUCAACAAGGCCACUUCAUUCGACGACGAUCAAAAAAAGAUCCCCGCCAAAGCCGUGGACGAUGCGAUUGAGCAAGUGAACAACAUGGUCAAGCGCAUUGACGUCCAUUUUAAGACGAAAGUAAUAGAUAACCUUAGUGAUGCCGUCAACCAGUUUAACUCUAACGCCAUAGACCGGAUUCAGAAUGCAGCAAAAAAUACAAUAAAACAGGCGACACAAAAAGUUCAGAACGCGCUUUCAAAUUUCGGCAAUGGUGAAUUCAGCAACACUAAUCUGAAUACGCAGUUAACUGCGUUGAGAGAGCAUAUUGAUAAACUUGGAACAUAUAUAAAGGAUAAUGCAUCAGGCUCAAUCGACCAGAAGAUGACUGAAAUCGGUGGGCUACUUACUGAACUUAAUAAUAUUUCAAUGGAUACUGAGGAUGGUAAAAUCUACAUUGAAAAAGAAAUAACGGAUGGACUCAUGGAACAAUUACGAAUUGAUAUUUACAACAGGAUUGAUAGGAUAGCUCAAAUGGUUACAGACGCAGAUAGGGCCUUCAUAGAUGCUAUUGCCGCGCUUCACAAGGUUAUAGCAUCCGCGCAACACUUGUCGAAGGAGGCCGUUAUAACUCUCCAAGCGACACUACUUGAAGCCACCACUAAAGCCUUCAAAGAAGUCACCAGACACAUCCAGGUAUUAUUCGCCAACGGGCACAUCGCAGAACUCAAAGCUCUAAAAUCUCUAGUCCAGACCCAAAAAACUGAAAUUGAGCGUAUCAUCAGACUCGACAAAUUUUCCGGCGUCAAAGGCUUACUCAAGCAAUUGAAAGACGAUGUUAAAAUUGUAGACAAGAAAGGUGAAAAUAAAUUUGUCGCUCUGCAAAAUGCACCAAACCACAGUGACUUUAAAACCUUCGUGGAAAAAAUGCACGCAUACUUCACGCUCAUCUACGACUACGUAAAAUACCAAAUGGAGGAAUAUGUCAAAAAGCAGUUUCCCUCAGAGACGUCAGAUGCAAUUGCCAAACUCGACAGAGUAAAGGAAAAAUUAGACAAAACGCUCGAAGGUCUUACAACCUCCAAACAUUUUGACUACACGUUCAAGACAAACGUAGACGCUUUAAAUGGCGCGCUUAAUUAUUUCGCGCCGUCCAAGUUUGCCGGCCCGUGCACUGUCCUGCUGGACGUAGUGAAGGAAGGCGUGCAGGCGUUAGCCGGGCAACUUGGAAAGGCGUAUGUGAAUACAUAUUCCACUCUAAAUUUCACUGAGAGUUUGCUGGCCGACAAAAAUGAUUCUACGUCUCCAACUCCCGGAACUGAUGCACGUCAAAAGACUUUAACAGACUACGGUGAGAAGUGUUCGAAGACAUGUUUGACAAUUCUAAACACUAUUUACCACGAUAUCACCAAUUUGAAACAUAGAUGCGAAAGUUACUGGAAAACUGAGAAAAUAAGCGAGACGAACGGGGACAAGGACAAUCCACUUGGUUUGUUCCUGCAGCGUUGCGGUUAUGACAUUGCCAAAGAUAAAGACUCCAAGGACGGCGAAUCGCAAUGUAUAACAAGUAUUACGGGCGAAGACAUUCAUAAAAAUCUUGUAUCAUCCACGGUGUCCGCGACGUCUAGCUCCAACAGCAGUCCUGUUAUCGGGACAAUUGAAGAUGUUUUUACUUACCUAUCCACAUACAAUAAAAUCGGUCACCUCUCUUCGUUCGCCGCCAAAAAACAGCCGUGCUCUGUCAACGAGAUGCUUUGUUGGCUCACUGGGCUACCGCAUAACGGGGCUUUCAGUGAACUUGACAAGCACCUUGAGAAGCUAUCUAAUGAUAAAGCUUACGCUGCCGUUGCAUCGAAUAUAUUCGAUGUGAGAACGUAUUCCAUUAAUAAAAUAUGCAAAUAUGCACAUACUCUUCUAACCACUAUCGCCGGUUACGGUGAUGCUGAGUGCGGGUACGCCUGUGACUACUCCAAUAAUUCACUUAAUCUACAUUAUCCCACAUCGGGAGACGGGUGUCUCCAAAUUCUCGUUGACAUCUUCCGCAGAUUAUUCAUACCACUUAGAUUCUUGCAGCGGCAGUGUGCCGUCAGCACAUUCCAUUACGGUUGGCGGCAGUGUUACUACGGUAAGGACGUCCCACCGUAUAACUGGCAGUGUAACACUCACUUAACCGAUGAAGUAAACAGCCAGGCAAAGUGUCAACCAAAAUGCCAACCAACCGAUAAACCAAAUUGCCAAGCUAGAUCGCCAUUAAUGUCGUAUUUAAACGACUCCCUACCUGGACACCUACCUCACCAGGUCAGCGCUAUCGGCUGUAGAGCUGUCUGCAGCACGUGCCCCAAAUCUACGCCUGGGCAGCCGUGUUUGACGCCACUCGGUUUCAGAGGCUUUUCGGGCAGCGUGCGUAAGGGCAAAGACCUGUGUGAUAUUCUUGACAUAUUUCUCAAUAUCCGCAACUUAGCAACCUUUUUCUGCCUCGCUCCCAAGGCUCCGGCAACGCUUCCAGAGCACUUUGCCUUUUCAUUGUGUCUUGUAACGUCUCUCACAGCCACGAAAUCAAAUAAAAGUGCAGACGUCAGAACAUUACAAGAUUCGUUCACAAAAUCUGUCGCCAAGCAGUCCAUUGACCUAUACACCACGGCCGCUAAUAUCACAAGUGCUCUUAGCGACGCCUACGGCAGCAGCCAGAAUUACCAUGAUUCUACCAAACAUCAUGUUACCGCUUUUGAUGCCGACGGGAAUGAAACUAAAAGUGGUGACUUGUCUAGUCUUUCUAUGACAACCACAUGUUCCGGUCAGCAGUGCGCUCCAUAUCUCUCCACUCUAUGCCACGACGCCUAUUACUGCCUUGCCGAAAUGCACUCCAAUCUCUACCUGUCCUGGGCUCUCUAUCUACCCUGGAUAUUAUGGUAUUACCUUGAAUGUCUGUGCAACGCCUUCAAGGAUAUCUAUUGCCAGGAUUGGGGGUGCCGCAGUUGCCUUCAAGGCAACAAAUGCAGGCGUGGACAACAUGGGCUCAUGGACGACAAAACCAAAAAUCCCAAUUGCAGUUGUAGCAGCAUGGUUCAGUGCAAGGGUGUUACGCCUACACUAUAUAGGUACGGGUUUUCACUGGGCGCACCAUGGAUAUUAAAUGAAAAGAACUGUCCAAAGACGUGCACAAAUUUCCACGAGCAGUUGGUAAAUGUAUUAAAAUCGAGACAUUUCACAGAGCUAUUUAAAACGUGCGAUGAAUACCUUCGUGUAAUAAGACAUCCCUUCAUGACCACCUUAUUAGCCCUCUGGUCGCUCUCGCUCCUCUACCUGCUGCACAUCGCCGUCGUCCGCCUCGACGUCCUGAGGAUACGCUCACACCUGCGGUCGCCCUCAAGCCACCGCAUCGCCGCACAGUCGCUACUCGCCACCGCACGCGUCAGGGCACUCGCCAGCGUCAAGUACUUCUCACCAUAA